UUUGUGCAGUUGGGAAUGUAUGAAGAUUCCUUUGAUGACCAAUAUGUUGGAUGCCUCAACCAAAUGGAGGCCCUAGCGCCAGAUUUACUGAGAUUGGAAAGACAGAAUGACAAGGAAUUGGACAAUGCUUGGGAAGAAGCUUCUGAAGUUUGGCAGAUAGUAAAGUCCUCAAUGAAAACUCUUCCUGAGGGAUUUAAAGAUGAACAUGGGAUAGCGCUAUUAGUGUACAUCACUUGUAAAACUAAUUUAGUCCCCGCUGUACAGCAAUAUGGCUUUGCUCCCCAAUCAUUCAGGUACCACUCAUUGCAUUUCUACAUCACCAGAGCCAUGACUUUGCUCCGAGCCGGGUGUGAUGGGAAACCACUGACCACCUAUUGGGGGACUAACACAAUUUUUUUUGAUCCACCUUCUGAGCCCCAGCAAAAUGUCAGACUCGGACAAAUUCAUUUUACAACUACUGACUUCAGUCUGGUGCUGAACUUUGAAAAUGUUUCUAUCUUCAACAUCACCACUUGCUUCGGGGUGGAAGUAGACAAUUUCGCUAAGAUCUAUUCCAAAAAAUACGUAAUUAUUCCAGUGAAUGAGGUGUUUCAUGUCUCCAGAAACACCGAGAAGGCGAACAAUUUCAUUCUGCAGAGCACUGAGAAGAGGUGCAGCUACUACAACUGUGCCUACCUGGGAGGCAGUAAGAGCCAGAUCUGCAAAUACAGAGCAGGUCCAGUAAAUGGAAAGUCCAGUGAAGUAGCGACAGAGCCCCUGCUGGUUGGUUUGGGAAUUGCUGUCAAUUUCAUGGCAAAGAUCAUGACAAGCUGAAUCUAUAACUGCGGAUUCGGAUCCAGGCUGGAAAGAUAUUUAGGUGGCUGCAUCGCAGUGGAAGUCCUGCAGUAGUAUUCCAAGAAAGGGGACAGCUUCCAUCUGCCUAUACAUAAUAAAGA
This is a messenger RNA of Pseudophryne corroboree (corroboree frog), 935 nucleotides long. Its product is annotated as ecto-ADP-ribosyltransferase 5-like. The record is from RefSeq and is a predicted model, not a curated record. The transcript has 3 exons. Bases 16 to 813 code for a protein of 265 amino acids. Gene Ontology annotation, molecular function: NAD+-protein-arginine ADP-ribosyltransferase activity; NAD+ poly-ADP-ribosyltransferase activity. NCBI's taxonomy places the organism in Eukaryota, Metazoa, Chordata, Amphibia, Anura, Myobatrachidae.